This is a messenger RNA of Pygocentrus nattereri (red-bellied piranha), 4353 nucleotides long. RefSeq names its product opioid binding protein/cell adhesion molecule-like (gene opcml). Lineage: Eukaryota; Metazoa; Chordata; Actinopteri; Characiformes; Serrasalmidae. The coding region runs from base 611 to 1639 and encodes 342 amino acids. The transcript is spliced from 7 exons. The record is from RefSeq and is a predicted model, not a curated record. Gene Ontology annotation, cellular component: neuron projection.
AUCCCCGCAUGCGUUUGUCUCAUAGUUCAGCGCCAAGUCCCAGAGAUACUGGAGCUGAUGGACAGUCAGUUUCGCACCUUAUCCGGGGGAGAGCACUUCACUUUAAGUGGCCUGACAACACUUCGACUUAAUGAUGUGCUCUGCGGUCUGAAAGCGCUCCGCUGUCGAAUUCCGUCUGCUUGAUGCCAUUAAAUUGAACUGCUUGUGGUAGAUAACGCGAGGCUGCGCGCGCGUCCGCCGGAGAUCGUAAAUUCUACACGAGAAAAAACAUAGAGGACUGGCUGGUUCCUCAGCUCGCGCUCUCCGCCACACAAACACACACACACACACCCACACACACACACACAGACACACAUAUAAAUAGAUAUAUAUACACACACACACACACACACACAUACACACACACACUCGCAGUCCUCACGCGCUCGGAAGUUUCGUGGAAUAAUCAGGAGCGUUCGUCCUAGAGGAUUUAGGUUUGGGCUAAAAUCGCUCUGUUUGGGCAUUUGGACGCAGGAAGGGUCGUUUUUGCCCCGAGAGGAUCUGAUUUCAGUCCUCGUUCUCGGAGUACUUCAAGUUGUGGAAGUUUUUGUGCGCAGCGACGGGGGAGAACAUGGGCAUAGCCAGCUGCCUUGCUCUGCCUUGGAAAUGCCUGGUUGUGGUGGCUCUAAGACUGCUGUUCCUUGUGCCCGCAGGAGUGCCAGCGCGAAGCGGGGAUUCGUAUUUAAAGGACAACAUCACUGUCAGACAAGGGGACAGUGCCGUCUUGAAAUGCAAUGUGGACAGCAAGGUAUCUCGAGUAGCUUGGCUGAACCGGACCACCAUCCUCUUUACGGGGAACGAGAAAUGGUCAUUGGACCCCCGAGUGGUUCUCCUGAACAACACGGCGGUCACAGAGUACAGUAUAAAGAUCCUGGACGUGAAUUUGCACGACGAGGGGCCGUACGUUUGCUCCAUUCUCACUAACAAGAAGCCAGAAUCCACCAGAGUUCAUCUCAUAGUACAAGUUCCUGCCAGGAUUGUGAACAUAUCCACGGACGUAGCGGUAAACGAGGGCAGCAAUGUCAGCCUCAUGUGUCUGGCCAUCGGACGACCCGAGCCCAACAUUAUAUGGAAAUAUCGCUCUGCCAGAGGUCGCAGAUUCGUCAGUGAGGGGGAGUAUGUUGAGAUGACUGCAAUUACCAGAGAACAGUCUGGAUCGUAUGAGUGCAUCUCCUCUAACGACAUCUCUCCCCCGGACGUGAGGACUGUACAAGUCACAGUAAAUUAUCCUCCGGUCAUUUCGAGGGCCCGCAGCUCAGGAACCCCUGUGGGUCAGAGAGGGGUACUGCAGUGUGAGGCAUUGGCAGUUCCUCUGGCUGACUUCCAGUGGUAUAAAGAAGAUCGUCGCCUCUUCAAUGGACUCAAUGGAGUGAAAAUAGAAAACAAAGGUAAACAGUCCAUGCUCAUAUUUUUCAAUGUGUCUGAAGAGGACUAUGGGAACUAUACCUGCGUGGCCAUGAACAUGCUGGGGAUUUCAAACGCCAGCAUAAUCCUCUAUGGCCCGGGAGCGCUGCAUGAUGUGAACAGUGCUGCUCUCUCUCCAUCCGUCUCCAUCAGCCUGCUGCUCACUCUCGCUCUCUUUUACCUGAGCAAGUUUUGAUGCUAGAGAUCAUCCCCUGCAUCAGCUUCACUCGGCAUUACACGCAGACAGACUCGGAGGCCCAUGACUAGAAGCAGAUUCUUUGUCACUAUUAUCAUUAUUAUAAUGAUUAUUAUUAUUAUUAAUAUUAUUCUUUGGUUUUUUUUUUAUUUUUACUUUGCCUUACAGUUAUUUUUGGGGUUAGAACAUGGGGUUUAAAUGUGGGCUGUGAGUCUGUCCUAAGAGAAUAUGAGACUGCGUACGGUUCUUUGGUUAAAUGGUUAGAGGUCAUUGUAGAACCACAGUGUGUGUCUCUCCAACCUUUUGUAUGUAAAAGAAAAGCAAAAAGUCACGUGAUCGUUAAAAAAAAAAAAAGAUGAAAAAAAAACUGGCUCAGUAUUGAAGUGUGUGAAUUGAGAAUUUUCGUGUCAUGUCAGUUUCUUGUAAAAUAACAUGAAAUGACUUUCUUUUCUUUUGUAAAUAAUCAACAAAAGUGCAAAAAAAUGUAUCAUGUGAUAUAUGAGUUACUGUACUUGUACAGAUGUAUACAGUGGAAUACUUACAGUUCAUUCAAAUAUGAGUAAGGUCAACCUAUGCGUAAUAUAGCUCCCUUCCUGAAAACGGUCUGGUGCGUACUAUAGUGUCCAUCCCUCAUCCAGUACUGUUGUUACCAUUAAUGUCACUCAGAUUCCUAAAGGAUCUCAACACACAGGCGAUGUAGAUUAGUCACCUUAUCUGGUCUUUUAGAGAUUUACUUUAGACUUUCUUUGCAGUAAAUAUAGACACUAAAUUGUAUGUUUAGAAAGUAGACAACAUGAUGGAUUUGCAAAAUGUGAUGCAACACGUGUGCACGUUCGGAGUAGCACUGACACAGUGAAGUGUUAUCUCUGCAUGCUUUAGCUGGAAGCUGGCACUAAAUGCCGUCGCGUAAUUGGACCGCCUAUUGCAAACUAAUUUAAUCAAGCUAUCUGACAUACGCAAUACUGUGUGAAAAGUCAGAGACCACCCUUUCUAUAUUUAAUUAAGUUAUUCUUUUUUCAGCACCAGGAAAAAAGAGGAAACAUAUUUAACAGGAAAUUACACAAAAGCCUUCAAGGCUAAGUACAAAAUCAAAUCAGUAUUUAUCUAGUUUAUACCUUUGUGCAGUCGAGCUCUUCCUCCCUUCCAGUCUCAAAACCAGCCAGCCACGGCUGGGUCCUCCCAACAGAAGCUGUUCUCAAAGGACAUUAUGCUCCUCCUCAAACAGACACUAACAUCUAGACAAACACAACAGCCUCACACAUUUCUCUCUCUCAUUUAUCUAAAAUGGCCAAAGAGGAGAUUAAUGAGGAGAUUAGAUAGAAGAGAGUCCACUUCCAUAAGGAAGAGCAAGGAAAAUAAGUGGAAAAAAAACAAGAUUUUCCAAAAGUGUUUAAAAGAUGAUUUAAGGAUGUAAAAAAUGGGACUCCUUGCGAGACAUGGAAGACCACCAAAAUCUGAGAGACAGGAGAAAAUCAAGCUGCUUCUGAUCUGAAAGUAUCCACAUGUGUUUCUGUCCAUCCUUCCACUGUGAGAUGACAAUGCAGCACUAUGGGUCUGAAAGGAUGUGUAGCUGUAAAGAAGCUGUUACUAAGGAAAAGAAAUAGACAAAACAAGAAGAAUAUCUGACCUAGAACAUGGAAACUGGAUAGCUGAGAGCCACCUACCAAGCCUCUCCAAAACCACAUUUAUAUGUAUGAGAAAAUACAUUAAUUAUAUUGUAAUAAUAAUGCAAGACUGAGCUUAGAGGUGUGGGAAACGUUCCCUGCAGAUUUCUUUAAAAACCGAGUGGACGUUUUCUGGAAAGUAUGGAAGCUGUAAUAAAGGCAAAUGAAGGGCACAGUGAAUACAAAAAAAGAUAUUUAGUUGUUGAGGCUUCUGUGUAAUUGUCUGUUAAAUAAACAUACCUCUUUUUUUCCUGAUGCUGAAAAAUGAAUAACUUGUACUUACUGGCCGUUUUUACUGGACAUUAAAUGAUUGAUCUCUGACUUUUACACAAUGUUGUACAGGGCAAGACUUUGUUUUCACCCUCUUCAGAGUGCACAUGUCGACCCCCUUUUUAGACCGUUUUUGUUGUUUUUCCCUUGUUGCUUGUUGCUCUGUUGAGGUGUUUUUACAGUGUUCUUUCUCAGGUUUUAAAAUAUGACUUUAAUUUGUGUGUGGCUGUGAAUGUCAAAGCUUAUGGCAAAGGAUAUUAAAAACAAGGCCAAGACUAUUGUUUGCUGAAUGCUAUGUUCUGAGAACUUUAGGUUUAAAAUGUAUGUUACAUUUCAUAACGCCAAACAUAUUCAUUAUAUUUCAUAAUGUACACACUGUAUAGAGCCAUACCUACAGUAGAGAUACAGAACAGUGCUCAGCUCUUUGUCGUCAUGUUUCCUUGGAGCACUUUUUCCCCCAAUAAUCUUCCAGCACUGAUGUCUCCCAGUGCUGAUAUGUAACCUUGAUAAGCUUGCCAUUUUCUCUGUCACACCUCCGCACCUGUUACUCUGUCUCUAAAAGCUGACCUGGAACGCAGUCAACACCUUAAUGAGGAGAUUUGGAUGCUUCCCAAAGAGAGACAGUUAUCAGCCCAUGACAUUAUGCGAGCUAACAGAAUGAACACACACACACACACACACACACACACACGCACACACACACAUAGAGCUUAGUUAGAGCUUAGAAAUGAGACUUUGUGCUCAGAGGAAUUUGACCAUCUCCUCAUUCAGCCCUAUUAG